Messenger RNA from Westerdykella ornata, 1922 nucleotides. RefSeq names its product FAD-binding domain-containing protein. Gene Ontology annotation, molecular function: FAD binding. Bases 89 to 1618 code for a protein of 509 amino acids. Lineage: Eukaryota; Fungi; Ascomycota; Dothideomycetes; Pleosporales; Sporormiaceae. The record is from RefSeq and is a predicted model, not a curated record. The transcript has 3 exons.
GUCUCCCUACAACUUUCUACAACUUUCUGCCUGAUAAAUUCACUGCAUUUCUUGUUGCCUCGCGUGCCGACACACAGUCUUUGAAAGUAUGUUUCACAACUCGGCUAGUCUAAUCGUUUCGCUCGGUCUCGCUUCAAUUCUAUCUACAUCAGCGAAAGAAGUUGGAUAUCCUCCCUGCGACGCCCUCAUUGACGCAGGACUGGGGAACCGCCUUCUUCUUGCGACCUCGGCGGCGUACGAAGGUCGAGUCAAGAGUUGGUGGUCGGCUAACGCGCGACUACGGCCAUGGUGCUUUUUCCAACCUCUCAACACGGAAGAGGUCUCUAAGGGUGUCAAAGCAUUGGCCGCAAGUGGCUUUGGGGCUGGCGACUGGCACAUCGCAGUCCGAAGCGGUGGGCACGGUCCCGCAGGCUCAAACAACAUCGCCAAUGGCGUCACCAUUGACCUUGGCAUGAUGAAUAGCUCGUCUUACGAUUCCGAGACGAAGCUAGCCAGCGUCGAGCCCGGAGCCCGCUGGGCAGAUGUCUACAGAAAUCUACUCUACAAGCACAGGAUUACGGUCACAGGAGGCCGCGAUGGCGAUGUCGGCGUUGGAGGAUUCUUGCUUGGAGGCGGGAAUUCGUACUUCACUGGGCGCAAUGGCUUCGGCUGCGACACUGUUGUUAAUUUCGAAGUCGUUCUUGCAGACGGCGAGGUUGUCAACGCCAACUCCAAAGAGAAUUCCGACCUGUGGAAGGCACUCAAAGGCGGGGCGCUUAACUUCGGCAUCGUCACGCGCUUCGAUCUCGAACCAACACCGGUGGUAGAUCUGGCGUUCGGGGAAAGAAUCGUCACCACCGAUCAUACGGAUGAAGUUAUCGAUGCCAUUGUGGAGUUCACAGACGCGUCCGAAACACGGAGGGCAGACUCAAUGUUCGCCGCUAUAGUGCACGAUGCGAGUACGAGCCCCGCUGCGAUAAUACUCAUCAUAAAAGCGAAUAGUGAAGGAAAUCUCAACACUACCAGCUUUGACAAGAUCAACAAUAUCCCAACUGUCUCCCAGGACUGGCGCCAUAAAUCCAUCGCUGAUAUCGGGAACGAAAACCAACUUGAACCAGGGACCAGGAACGUAGGAGUAACUCUUACUUUUCAGAACGACAAGUCCAUUCUGCGCCAGUGUGCUUCCUAUUACGAGCAACUCGUCUCAAUCCUCUCUGACAAAGUUGGAGCGAAUAACUUCACAGCGCAGAUGUUCUUCCAGCCUCUCCCUAAGUUCCUUGGAGAAAUCGGGAAAAGCAAAGGAGGAAAUGUCAUGGGCCUCGAUCGCAUGAUAUCAAACGGCAUUUUGUGGACGGCAGGCGUCAGCAUCAAGAGUGGCGACGACGCUGCACUGGAACUUGCACGCGCAGAACUGACUGCAAUGGCAGCGGAGUUGAAGGCAAUCGCAAAGAAAGACGGGAAGCUACAGGAUUUGGUGUAUCUCAACUACGCGGAAGGGCAACAAGAUCCCCUAGGAAGUUAUGGAAAGGAGAAUGUGGACUUUCUACGGAAAGUUGCCCAAAGGUAUGAUCCUGAUGAAUGGUGGCAACGCAGGGUCCCUGGGGGUUUCAAAUUGUCUCGAGUCGGUGGCAAUCUAUAGAGCUCGGAUUCUGUCAUGAAAGAGCCACUAGGUACAAACUCAUUCGCAAGCUGCUCUAACAAACGGUCAUUCGUUGUACGACUGAAUGUUUUCUACUACGUAGAUCCCAUGGUUUGCUGCCGAAGCUCUCGCCAACACCUGGCUCAUUCUCUGAGAGGGAGGGGCGGGGUGCCUGUCAUCCGUGAACCAGCUGCAGUGAGCAGUGCUUCCUGACUCGCUAGAGAGCUGGUGGAACCUACUAUUGCUACUAUGGUUUGACGCCGCAUACCCUUUUCAAGCCCUAGGUGCUUCCUUCCACGCGGAA